AACACCACGUGACAAUCACGACUUGUGCCAACGGUGCAGGCGUACAGCAUGUCCUUCAAGCCGCCAGCCAAAAACCCGCCACGCCCGCAUGGCAAGUUGACAACCCGCGAAACCUCGCAACUCUCCUAAAGCAGAGCAACCACGAGAAAAGGAAGUAAGAAACAAAGAAGAAAGCCGCGAGAAAAAAGCUAGAGAAAGAGAAACGACGAUCCACCAGAGAGAGAAAAAACAAAGAGACAUGGAGGUGCCUUCGGGAGAGACCGAGAUAGAGGGGAUUUCAAAGCAGGCAAAGAUAUUGAUAACGGCGUCAACUAUGUUUCCAGGCUUUCGGUUCUCGCCGACGGACGUGGAAUUGAUUUCUUUUUACCUGCAGAAGAAGGUUGAGGGGUCGGAUAAGCGUGUGGAAGUGAUUUCCGAGGUUGACAUGUAUGGAUACGAGCCUUGGGAUUUACCAGCUAAAUCAGUCAUUCAAUCUGAUAAUGAGUGGUUCUUCUUUUCUCCUCGUGGAAGAAAGUAUGCAAAUGGCUUGCAAAGUAAGAGGACAACUGAAUUAGGGUAUUGGAAAGCCACCGGGAAAGGAAGAAACAUAAAGUCUGGUCCCAACAUGAUAGGUACAAAGAGGACUCUAGUGUUCCACAAAGGUCGUGCACCGAAAGGGGAAAGGACUGAAUGGAUUAUGCAUGAAUAUUGCAUGAACGAAAUUUCCCAGGAUACUUUGGUUGUUUGUCAGCUCCGGAAGAACAGUGGCUUCCAUUUAAAAGAUUCCUCAACCCGAGCUUCUUCUAGAAAAAGGAAUUUGCUAACUCUGCCUUCGAGUAAUCGCGCAGUCUCCAAAGUUGGUAUUGAGGAGUUGGGAUUAUCUAAGGAGGGUGAGGCAGUUGGUGGAAGUCACGAUUCUUAUUCCAAUAAUCAAACUGAUUUGACAUCUGAAUAUGAUCAGAAACUAACAAAUAUGGCCGCAAUGGCAGAAACUUCCAGUCUCAAGAAGGGAACUGGCAUUGAAGAAGAUCUUUACGCUGAGAUACUUAAAGAUGACAUCAUUAAGCUGGACGAAUCUUCUUCAUCUGUUACUCCCAGACCCGUUCCAGUAAUGACUAGGGCCGAGGGAGUAGCUCAACAACCAAUUCGAGAAAUUGCUGCACGGGGGCUUCCUUUACAAGGCAGGGCAAAUCGCAGAAUCAAACUAAGAAUGAAAAAAGCAAGAGUCUUUCCUGCAGAUGCAUCGAAACUGUUGGAAACUGGGGAAGAUGAAAAUCCAAACCAAGAGCAGCCACCAAAAUGUCUGUUGGGUAGAUUUUCUCUUAGAACAAGCAAUCAUCGGCGAGCAUCUUUGCUUUUUGUUAUUUUUACUUCGCUAGCUUUGUUUGUGUCUUUUUUGGGAGGUUCCCUCUGCAAACUAGAAGGAUAGCAUUUGCCACCUUGUACGGGCACUUUUGGCAGGGGAUGUAAUCAUGUAAUUAUCACUUAAGUCCAUGAUGUAAGUAUCAGAAUGGGUACUUUUCACACUUAAUAUCAUAGUAGUUGAAUGUUCCAACCA
Juglans microcarpa x Juglans regia is the source of this 1537-nucleotide messenger RNA. Its product is annotated as NAC domain-containing protein 89-like. Gene Ontology annotation, molecular function: DNA binding. Gene Ontology annotation, biological process: regulation of DNA-templated transcription. The record is from RefSeq and is a predicted model, not a curated record. The transcript is spliced from 7 exons. The coding region runs from base 239 to 1408 and encodes 389 amino acids. Lineage: Eukaryota; Viridiplantae; Streptophyta; Magnoliopsida; Fagales; Juglandaceae.